AUGAGAAAGGCAACCACGAGGAUCAAUGCAAAGCGAACACUCCUCCGUCGUUAUGGCACAUCCAAUGCUCGACCGCCGGUCAUCAGCAUAUCCAAUGGCACUUUCUACAGACACCACCCGAACUCGCACCACGCAGCCACGAGCUCUAACCCCCCGCUCUUCCAAGACCUCACCUUCUCCCUGCCGUCCUUCGCUUCCAUACCCGAAUACUGGGCUAUACUAGGCCCUUCAUCGUCAGGAAAGACCACGUUCCUGCAGAUUCUACGAGGGAAGCAUUUAUGCAUCCCACCCGCAGGACGAACAUACCCGUUCCUGUCGUCGGACGAGAUCAAAGCCGAGGACCACAGGCGGCGGCAUCCCAGCGCGGUUAUCAAGCAAGUAGGCUUCGAUGGGGAGCAGGGACUCGGUCAGCAGGCGCCGCAGAGCGCGUACCUGAGCGCGCGAUACGAGUCGAGGAGGGAGGACACGGAUUUCAGCGUGCUGGAUUACCUACUGGGGAACACGGAGCUGAACCCUUCCGACGAUGAUGGCAAGAGGGUCGAUUCCGCGCUGCUGGCGAGGGUGGUCAAGGAUCUGAGGCUGGAGGAGCUGGUCGAGAUGCCGGUCUCGAAUCUGAGUAAUGGGCAGACGAGGCGGGCGAGGAUCGCGAGUGCGCUGCUGGCGGACCCGGAGGUGCUGUUGCUGGAUGAGCCGUUUAUGGGGCUGGAUCCGCCGACGCUGUUGAGUUUGAGUCCGAUGCUGCAGCGGCUUGCUGAAGCGAAUAAACCUAGGCUGGUGCUGGCUUUGAGACCACAGGAUCCGAUUCCGGAUUGGAUUACGCAUCUGAUUUACUUGAAGGGUAACUGCGAGGUUGCUUUUCAAGGAAUUAAGAGGGAUGUACUGAAUGGUUUGGGAGCUCGUGUUUAUAUGGUUCAGAAAGGCGAGACAGAGGCCGAUCCUGGGAUGCCGUUGCAUUCUCUCCAUGAAGUUGGCAGGACUCUGACGAAAGAUGGGAUCGUUCAGGAGUCUCUAUUUGGGCAGAAUCUAACGCAAGAGCGGGUUACUUUCUCCCGCGGUGGAAAGCCAAAUGCUUCCCAGGCUGAAAAUACCACCUUGAGUAGGGACGGGUUUCCUCUGCAUGAUAUCGAGACACCAACCAUUGGGGAGCCCUUAAUAGAAAUCCAAGGCGUCCGAGUCCGGUAUGGAGAUAAAACUGUCUUGGGCAACUGGGAAACAGAAGUUCACGGUAGCAAAGCCCAACACGGGCUACGGUGGGAUGUCAAACGUGGCGAGAGAUGGGGGAUUUUCGGUCCGAAUGGAUCUGGAAAGACAACCCUCCUCUCUCUCAUUUGCUCAGACCACCCGCAAACCUAUGCGCUUCCUAUCAAACUUUUUGGCCGAUCAAGGAUUCCCGAACCUGGUCAGAGGGGCAUCUCGAUAUUUGAUCUGCAGGCUCGAAUUGGUCACUCGAGUCCAGAAAUUCACGGUCAUAUUCCAAAGUCGCUGACUCUUCGCCAGGUCUUGGAGAAUGCAUGGGCUGAUACCUUCAGAGGUGUCCCGAAGGUCGACGAGUCUGCGAGGGAGAAAGUCGAUGCCUGCUUGAGAUGGUUUGAACGCGACCUUCGAAGAGAGACCAGCAGUGUCGUUGCCGACGGUACUGAAUGGGCAGAUCAGGCUCUGUUUGGGGGUUUGCCUUUCUCCUCUCAGAAAGUUGCGCUGUUUCUCCGUGCGAUUAUCAAAAAUCCAGAUCUGGUCAUCUUAGACGAAGCCUUCAGCGGCAUGGAUGACGGCGUACGAGACCGCUGUCUUCUCUUCCUCGCCCACGGAGAAACGAAACAAUUCUCCUCUUUUUUGUCGGCAAGAGAUAUGACGAAAUCCUUGUGCAAAGGUCCAAGGAUUGUAGACUCCGAUAUCUCAAAACGCAAACAGGUAAGAGUCCCUGGCUUGGGUGAGGAGCAAGCACUUCUCUGUAUCAGCCACGUCCGCGAAGAGAUACCGGGGAGUAUUCGAGAAUGGAUCUGCCUCCCGGAGGCGAACACCGGGAAACCUGCUCGGUUUGGGAGGCUGGCUGGCCCGAUUGAGGGGGAUUAUCGGAGGUGGAAUGAGAUUUGGGGAAUGUGA
Drepanopeziza brunnea f. sp. 'multigermtubi' MB_m1 is the source of this 2100-nucleotide messenger RNA. RefSeq lists its product as uncharacterized. NCBI's taxonomy places the organism in Eukaryota, Fungi, Ascomycota, Leotiomycetes, Helotiales, Drepanopezizaceae. Gene Ontology annotation, molecular function: ATP binding; ATP hydrolysis activity. Gene Ontology annotation, cellular component: mitochondrion. The record is from RefSeq and is a predicted model, not a curated record.